Molecule: messenger RNA, 1568 nt
Organism: Crotalus tigris (Tiger rattlesnake)
Lineage: Eukaryota; Metazoa; Chordata; Lepidosauria; Squamata; Viperidae
Gene: ERCC1
Product: ERCC excision repair 1, endonuclease non-catalytic subunit
Exons: 9
Coding region: 368-1357 (329 amino acids)
Biological process (GO): mitotic recombination; UV-damage excision repair; nucleotide-excision repair
Cellular component (GO): nucleotide-excision repair factor 1 complex; ERCC4-ERCC1 complex; nucleus
Molecular function (GO): single-stranded DNA binding; damaged DNA binding
Source: RefSeq, a predicted model, not a curated record
AUGCGCCAGACAGGGAACGCCCUGAUUGGUCCCGCAGCGGGACGUGGGUCGGCGGCGCCUCCGCAAAAGCAGGCGGAAAUCCUACCGGUGAAGCUCGCCCUUGCUGGAGGGCGGUUCCUGCCCGGAGCCAGGCCUCUGCCCCCUUCUCUGCCCCACCGGAAGGCGGUCUGGGGCGCACCACUAUACAAGGGCAACCCCGGACAGCGCGGUUGUCAUCCGGCAGGUGCAGAGGCCGCGAGAAGGGCGGAGACCCGAUUCAAGAAAUAAGUGAAAAUCCGCCCGUCUGAGGGAGAUCUGGCAGCUGCCCCCCUGCGCGCCCGGUCCUGGCUGUGCAGCUCGCAGGGCCCGCCGGGAGGAGGAGCGGCCCAUGGAGCCCCCGGGGCCCAAGCAGGCCAGGAGGUUCGCCCUGAGGACGCCGGGGGAGGAGGAGGAGGAGGAGGAGGAGGCAGCCGCGGUGAAGCCUCUCUUCAAACCCGCUUCAGCAGCCAGAGCCACAGCAUUGCCUGAGCCCUCAGCUGCGCCCAGGGGGGCAUCCUACGCAGACUACAUCGUUGGACAAGCCGUCGCCUCCUCUUCCUCCUGCACUGCUGCUCAGCUGAAACCCACCUCUGAUGCUCCCGCUGCAUCGGCCAGGAACAUCUUGGAAGAAGCCCCUCUGCAGAACCAGGACAAGAGUGCUGUGCCCCCCAAAAGCACCGCAGAAGACAAAAGCUCCCUCUUGAACCCCACAGCCCCCAAAGCAGGGGCCAAGCACAACACUAUUAUCAUCAGUCCCCGGCAGAGGGGGAACCCCAUUCUGAAGUUUGUCCGCAACGUGCCUUGGGAAUUUGGUGAAAUUGUCCCAGAUUAUGUGUUGGGCCAGAGCACCUGUGCCCUUUUCCUGAGUCUCCGGUACCACAACCUGAAUCCAAAUUACAUCCAUGAGCGGCUGCGUAACUUGGGGAAGAUGUACCAGCUGCAGGUGCUCCUGCUUCAGGUUGACGUGAAAGACCCCCACCAGGCAGUCAAGGAGCUGGCCAAGAUCUGCAUCCUUGCUGACUGCACCCUCAUCCUGGCUUGGAGUCCAGAAGAAGCCGGACGUUACUUGGAAACGUACAAGGCCUACGAGCAGAAGCCGGCUGACCUGCUGAAGGAGAAAGUGGAGCAAAACUAUCUCUCGCGGGUGACCGACUGCCUGACCAGCGUCAAAUCCGUGAACAAAACAGACACCCUGAGCCUGCUGUCCACAUUUGGAUCACUGGCCAAUAUUGUCCAGGCGUCCAAGGAGGAUCUUUCCCUGUGUCCUGGCGUUGGGCCUCAAAAGGCAAAGAGGCUCUUUGAUAUCCUUCACGAACCAUUUCUGAAGGUGCCCAAAUGAGGAGGGGGCUCGAGAGAAACAGAGGAUGGGCCCAGGAUGAUUCAGAAUCAUCUCUGAAAGGACCAGUUUCCAAUCCCCUUCCGCCCUCAAAACUCCAGGAAGAGCAACACAACUCUCUCUCUCCCUCUCUCUCAGGAGAAAUGAAGCCCCUUAUUUUGCUAUGUGGACAUUGCUUAACAGAACAGGCAAUAAAACAGCCAGGAAAAACAAA